AUGACGACCACGGUGAACGCGACGCCCCAGGCGGUCAUGUCGCUGGUCACGAAGCUGUCGGAAUCAGACCCUGACUAUCGCUUCAUGGCCCUGAAUGAUCUGAUUGCUCUUUUCGAGAAAGGAAAACCCGACUUUCUCCACCAUGACUACAAUGUUGCUGCCCGCACUGUCGACAGCAUCAUCAGGACUCUAGAUGACCAGAACGGCGAGGUCCAGAACCUGGCGAUCAAAUCUCUCGGCCCGCUCGUUACCAGAGUGCCUUCCAACAUUAUCGCCCCCAUGCUCGAGAAGCUCUCGUCGAUAAAGCUUAGAAACUCUGUCGACAAUGCGGUUCCGUCGCUGGCCCUCCGGGCCGCCAUCAUGUCGCUGCCCCGCCCAACACCCGGUGUGCCUGUCACAAGGGAUGUCCAGGAAGCAUACACAGCCGUCAGCCGCGUCCUGAUACCCCGCAUGGUCGGUCCCGGCAAGCUUCAGCCCUCACAAUCCAAGGUUCCUCUCCCGAACAUGCCGGAAGGCAUUCUGCAGAGCGACGCGGACCUGAAUGCUGAGUCGGUAGACGUGCUUAUUGAGAUUGUGAGAUCGUUCGGUCCAAUGCUCCUGCCCGCCGAAAUCGACGCCAUGCAGGACACAGUCAUCAGCAUUCUCGAGCACGACCGCGGCUCAUCCGUGGUCAAGAAGAGGGCCGUGGUGGCUGUGUCCAUCCUCGCGUCACAUCUGUCGGAGCAGCUUCUCGAGCAGAUGGUCUCUAGGAUGGCCGCUGUUCUAGCGAAGCCCGACAUCUCCGCCGUCACCCGCCGAUUGUACAUCACCAUCAGCGGCUCGGUCGCUCGUUCGACCCCCCACCGCUUUGGACCACACUUGCAAACCCUCGCACCGUUCCUGUUUAAGGCCCUGGGCGAGGAGGAGCUCGCCGAGCACCUCGAGGCCAUCAGCGAUGGCGACGACUUGGGCCAGGACUUUAACGAUGUCCGAGAGGCUGCGCUGACCGCCUUGGAAGCCUUCCUUGCCUCAUGCCCGGCCCAGAUGGAGGCUUUUACAAAUGAAACGAUAACCGCCACUCUUCGCUUCCUCCGAUAUGAUCCCAACUCGGCUGUGGAUGAUGACGAAGAAGAGAUGGAUGUUGAUGAGGAAGAUGAUUUUGAAGACGAAGAAGACUUUGACAUGGGAGGUGAGUUUGACGAUGAUGACGAUGCCAGCUGGAAGGUGCGUCGGUGCGCAGCAAAGGCUUUGUACACCUUCAUCUCCACCAGAGGCAGCGGAGAGCUCCUCGAGAAGGGGGUCCUGUACCAAAGAGCCGGAAACGUAUUGGUCAAGAGAUUUGAGGAGCGCGAGGAAAAUGUGCGCCUCGAGAUCAUUAGCUGUUUGGCCCUCCUCGUGCGUAAGACGGGUGAGGAUCUCUACCCAGGUUCUGCCUGGAACCUCGACAACCCCGAUGACGAAGCCCCUAGCCAAGCCCCCAUCAACAGGAAACGGAGACGACAAAGCAGUGUGGCCGAACCCGGCGCCGCGUCUCCGGUGCUCGAAAAGGCCCCUGCCACUGGACCUCGUGCCGACCUCGUUCGCCUCACUCCCAGUAUUGUGAAGGCAUCAAACAAGCUUCUCAAGGGCAAGGUCAUUUCGACCAAGCAGGCCAUUUUCAGCCUGUUUGACGAUAUUGUCAAGGUACAGCGUGGAGGUCUGUCUGAUUACUUUGGUGAUAUCAUGGGGCCUACCAUUGAAGCGGUCAAGUCCACUGGUUCCGCCGGCUUCUCAUCUUCCCUGGCAGCAGCUGGAGGCAGCGCAUCCGCCACACCGGGAACUCUCCGCGUUGCUUCCCUUCGGCUCGUCAGUGAUAUCGCCAAGACGCAUUCUUCUAGCGUUCUGCAGCCAUACCUGCCUCAGCUCGUUGCCGCUGUUGUUGCCGCUGUCAACGAUCGCUUCUACAAAAUUUCGUGCGAGGCCAUGAGGACUGUGGAAGAACUCGUGAGGAACAUCACCCCUCCACGUUCUGGAGUCAAUGCGCAAAAGUUCAAGUCGGAGCUUCAGAGCCUGUAUGAUAUUAUUUUCAAUCGCAUUACACAGGCUGGAGUCGACACGGAGGUCCGCCAGCGGGCUAUUCAAGCUCUUGGUGUGCUGCUGGCGCGCACCAUCAGCUCAGAGGGCUCAAGCCUCAUCCCGGCCGAGAAGCGACGGGCGGCAAUGGACGUGCUGGCUGACAGGGUCAAGAGCGAGACGACGAGGCUCGCAAGCGUUCGCGCCAUCGACACCAUCGCUUCCUACACAACAAGCCCGGGUCAACUCGAGAAGUCAUGGAUCCAAGACGUCGCGCUGGAGCUCGCGGCACAGCUCCGAAAAUCCAACCGAGCCCUGCGCACUUCUAGUAUUCAGGGUCUGAAGCAUCUCGUUUCGUCUCCCACGAGCAAAGGCCAACUGGAGCCCGAGACGAUCAAGGGUCUGGUCUCUUCGCUCGGCUCCGUUGUCAGCAACAACGAUACCCACCUCCUAGCACCGGCACUUCUCGUGCUGGCGCAACUGGUCGAAGAGAAUGCAGCGUUGGUCAUGACACCCGAAAUGACGAACACGCUCUGCGAGCUGCUUAAGUCUGCGUACGCGAGCAUUGCAUUGGACCAGCUCCUGAUCCUCGUGAACAAGGUCGGCGAGAGCGGCACCGGACAGCCACUGAUGAACGGUCUAUUGCAAACGGUUAGUAUCGAGGGCGACCCCGUCGUGGUUGGCAAGGUCAUCGGCACCCUGCUCGUGGCUAGUGGCAAAUCGACAGGGGUGACGCUUGACAGCUUCAUCUCGGAGCUUCAGACCAGCUCGCAGACCAAAGACGAUGCGCGCGUCAGCCUCGCGCUGGCCGUGCUGGGCGAGGCAGGCCUGCGCCUCGGGGCCAAGUCGCCUCUGCAGCCAGACCUGUUCCUGAAGCAGUUCCAUGGCGAGCCCGACAACGUGUCGAUGGCCGCUGCCGUGGCUCUCGGUCGCGCCGGCUCGGGCCAUGUCGCACAGUACCUGCCGGUCAUUCUGGAGACGAUGAAGAAGGGCGGCAACACGCAGUAUCUGCUGAUCCAGUCGAUCAAGGAGAUUCUCCACCUGAUCACGGCGCAGUCGGUGGACAUUCGACAGUACGCUGAGCCCAUCUGGCAGCAGCUCUUGGCAGCCUCGACAAACCCGGAGAACACGGUCGUGUGCGCAGAGUGCGUGGGCAGGCUGGUCAUUGUCGACCCCAAGACGUACAUGCCGGCGCUGCAGUCGCUCCUCAAGGACAGCUCAUCGGGUGUUCGCGGCAUGGCGGUGCAGGCGGUGCGGUAUACGCUGCCCGACAGUGACGACGCGCUCGACGCCAUGUUCCGGGACGUGCUCCUGGAGAUGCUGCUGACGAUGCUGGACGACGCCAAGAUGGACAACCGGCGGCUGGCCAUGUCGACGCUCAACUCGGCGGCGCACAACAAGCCGGACCUCAUCCUGCCGCACCUGGGGCAGCUGAUGCCGUUUGUGCUGGUCGAGUCCAAGGUCAAGCCGGAGCUGAUCCGCGAGGUGCAGAUGGGGCCGUUCAAGCACUACGUGGACGACGGGAUCGAGGUGCGCAAGAGCGCGUACGAGAUGCUGUACGCUCUUAUGGAGACGGCGUACGCGCGGAUCAACAAGCUCGACCUCUACGACCGGAUCGUUGCGGGACUCAAGGACGACAAUGACAUUCGGGCGCUGUGCAACCUCAUGGUGACGAAGCUCGUGGUCAUGGACCCCGAAGAGACGACGCGGCGGCUCGACGCGCUGGCCGAGGCGUACCGCGGGGUGCUCGCGACGAAGCUCAAGGAGGGGUCGGUCAAGCAGGAGGUGGAGAAGCAGCAAGAGGCCAACCGCAGCGUGCUCCGGGUGACGCUGCUGCUCGCCGACCGGAUCACGCGGGCGACGGGCGGGGGCGUGUCGACGGCGACGGCGAUGGCGACGGCGACAACACCAGCAGGAGGCCAGGGUGCGUCGGGCACGGGUUCGAGCGCGACGUGGGACGCAUACUGGGAGUGGGUCAACAAGGACUUUCAGCCUCAGUUGAAGCAGCUGCGGGAGGAGAGCGAGCUGCACCGGGCGAAGCACGUGUGA
Molecule: messenger RNA, 4080 nt
Organism: Verticillium nonalfalfae
Lineage: Eukaryota; Fungi; Ascomycota; Sordariomycetes; Glomerellales; Plectosphaerellaceae
Exons: 3
Coding region: 1-4080 (1359 amino acids)
Biological process (GO): protein ubiquitination; SCF complex assembly
Cellular component (GO): nucleus
Source: RefSeq, a predicted model, not a curated record